GGGCUGCGGGAGAGGAGGGCAGAACAGCAGGGAGCCACGACGCCGAUCGACCGACCGACUUGACUUCAACUGCACUCGGAUCCCAACCACGCCCCGCGAGGGCAGGACAGGGCAGCAUCCACACGGGGAGGUGUAGCCCGGCCGGCAGGUGUCCCAGCUUCCGCAAUGGAAGCAGCAAAGAGCCGCUGAAGGAGAGGAGGGAGCCAUGAAGUUCGGGAAGAGCAUCUGCGUGCUGAACGUCGGGGGCACCCGCUACGCCUUCACCCGCGACGUGAUCCGGGAUUUCCCCCUGAGGCGCGUCAGCCGCCUCCACGCGUGCGCCACCGAGAAGGAGGUGCUGGAGCUGUGCGACGACUACGACCGCGAGCGCAACGAGUUUUUCUUCGACCGCCACGCGCAGGCUUUCGUCUUCAUCAUGCUCUACGUGCGCUCCGGGAAACUGCGCUUCGUCCCCGGCGUGUGCGAGCUGUCCUUCUACACCGAGAUGCUCUACUGGGGGCUGGAGAGCGCGCACUUGGACUCCUGCUGCCAGAAGCGCCUGGACGAGCGGCUGUCCGAUGUCGGGCUGUCCGACGGCGGGCUCUCUCAGCAGGAGGACGCAAAGGAGGGGGCGACCCAGAGCCCGGUGGGAGAACCGGUGGCGGUGAUGGAGCUCACCCGGCGCGCCAAGUGGCUGGAGAGGGCGCGCAGGGCGUUCGAGGAGCCCAACUCGUCCCUCGGGGCGCAGCUGCUGGCCAUCGUAUCCGUCGUCUUUGUCAUCGUGUCCAUGGUAAUGCUGUGCGCCAGUACACUGCCUGAUUGGGACACUGCCAAGAGGAACACCGUGGAGGAGCACAGGAUCGUGGAGGCCGUCUGCAUCGGCUGGUUCACGGCCGAGUGCAUCCUGCGCUUCCUUGUGGCGCGGGACAAGUGGGACUUCCUCCGCCGGCCGCUCAACAUCAUCGACGUGGUGGCCAUUACGCCUUAUUAUGUCACCAUGGCGAUGGCCCGGGCAGGGAUGCCCGGCGCCGGGCUCGGGGUGGCGGGCGUGUUCCUGCGUGUGCUGCGCAUGAUGCGAGUGUUCUGGCUCAUGAAGCUGGCCCGCCACUUCCUGGGCCUGCAGACGCUGGGGCUGACGCUGCGCCGCUGCUACCGGGAGAUGGUGAUGCUGAUGGUGUUUGUCUGCGUCGCCAUGGCGAUUUACAGUGCCCUGGCACAGCUACUGGAACACGGCUUGGAUUUGGGCGUACGCAACCAGGACUACGCGAGCAUCCCCGCCGCCGCCUGGUGGGUCAUCAUCUCCAUGACGACAGUGGGGUACGGGGACGUUUACCCCAUCACCAUCGGGGGACGGGUCCUCGGGGGGAUGUGCGUGGUGAGCGGCAUUGUCCUCCUGGCGCUGCCCAUCACGUUCAUCUACCACAGUUUUGUGCAGUGCUACCACGAACUCAGACUACGCUCGGCCAGGUAUGCUCGUAGCCUUUCGGUGGAAAUACUACAGUGAACAUUUUCCGGAUGCCAUGCACAAUAGAAAUCAACCGAAUGAAAGUUCACGGCAUGCCCAGUUCCUCACGGGUAGAUGCGCGUUUACAAAUUACGCGUCCUGUAAUUAAUCACUGUAAAGAACACAACUUGUAGUUUGGGGCCUAAAACAGUCAAUGAAGUUGGAGGAAUAUUAAAUUUAUGGCAAACAUGUUAGUUAGUGGAACAAAGCAAGCAAGCUCUUUUUACUUUUAUCCGUAAAUUGGGGUUUAAAAAAAGGGAGAACCAUUCUGCAGGAAAAACCCAUCUUCCUAACAGGAAAGCUUAAAAUAUUUUGUUGACUUUCACAACUUUAAAUGUCAUCAAAGUUUGUUUCCUUCAAAUUUUGAGUUCACCCAGCAUUUUUUUUUUACAGUGAUGGCAUCGCUCCUCGCUCUACUUGUGGACCGUGAGCACCCUUUGCACAAUAGAAAUAAAAAGAAAGACUAGAAGUAAUCCACAAACCAUGGCAUGAUUGGUCAUGUUAUGUGUAGAUUUCACAUUUUUCUUUUGAGAUGCCUAAAGGUAUAAAACAACAAAAACAAGACAGAGAAAGAGCUUUUGAUGGCAAUCUGAUAACUUAUCUAGACUCAACAACAAAAAAACGCGCCGCUCAAGUUUCUGGUGCCUAAACUCGUCCGACUUCUAGCGUUUUGGAAUUUCUAACCCUUCAUUCUUGACGUGACAAGCUGAGAUUCACCUCCUAAUAUUUAUCUUUGACUCAAAAGCUGUACUGAUCUCAAAUCCAAAGCAAUGCGACGUCACCUUCCACGGGCAGCUGGUAUCCAUCGUGGUUUAUCAACCUAAAUUUCACAUGCAGGUUGGGCGGGACCUGCCACCAUGCCUACGCGCUGAAAAACGUGCUUGACACACAUAUUAUGGCAAUAGUCACAAUAACCCCCCCUCUUGCACGAUAAAUAUCAACCCAGUGCCUACAGUUUCUGAAGAAGGGAAAAUCUAGGUAAAGUCUUGUUUUCCAAUGGCCUCUUAGAGCGCGAGCGCGCCCCCUUGAAGCCUACAAAUCAUUAUUUAUUAAAGACCAGACAAAUCCGUUAGUCCCUGCGGAUGGUUGUUUACACUGCAUUGCCAUGGUUACAACAUGUACGGCGUGCUGCGUGUGUGUGUGUGUGUGUGUGUGUGUGUGUGUGCGCGCGCGCGCACGCGCUGUGGCCUUCAGCCAUUCAGUUUGUCAGGGGCUGUGUAUAAGGCUGACCUAGAUGCAUCUAGCAUGUAUAGAGGCGAGGAUGAAGGGCGGACACACACACACACACACACACACACACACACAACCCCCACACACACACACACACACACAGACACACACACACACACACACACACACACUCACACACACACACACACACACACAGGAUAUAAUGAAAUAUGGAGACGAAAAUUGCCAAAUGUAAAGAAUAAAAAGGGACGAAGCAGAUGAAAAACAUGUGAUGUGAAGCUAAUAACAAAAACAAUAGAUAUAGUGUGUGUGUGUGUGUGUGUGUGUGUGUGUGUGUGUGUGUGUGUGUGUGUGUGUGUGAGGAGG
Molecule: messenger RNA, 3040 nt
Organism: Hippocampus comes (tiger tail seahorse)
Lineage: Eukaryota; Metazoa; Chordata; Actinopteri; Syngnathiformes; Syngnathidae
Gene: kcng3
Product: potassium voltage-gated channel, subfamily G, member 3
Exons: 2
Coding region: 206-1483 (425 amino acids)
Biological process (GO): potassium ion transmembrane transport; action potential; protein homooligomerization
Cellular component (GO): voltage-gated potassium channel complex; membrane
Molecular function (GO): delayed rectifier potassium channel activity; protein binding
Source: RefSeq, a predicted model, not a curated record